Messenger RNA from Trichobilharzia szidati, 1122 nucleotides. The record is from the annotation of a GenBank genome assembly. NCBI's taxonomy places the organism in Eukaryota, Metazoa, Platyhelminthes, Trematoda, Strigeidida, Schistosomatidae.
AUGGAAGAAUUUAAUCUUGCAGAGGAGUAUGAUUCCUUGAAGUCUUCGAACGAUCCUCGUGUUGCUUAUAUAAGCGGUAUAGCUGUUGCCCGACCUCCAGUCGUAGAUACAAUGACAAUUAUACUGGGUAUUGAAGGAAGUGCAAAUAAGUUGGGUGUUGGAAUAGUGCAAGAUGGUACAGUCCUUGCUAAUCCAAGAGUAACGUAUAUUACUCCACCUGGAGAGGGUUUCCAACCGACAGAAACAGCUAGAUUUCACCAAUCUCAUAUCAUUGAACUUGUUCGAAAGGCUAUCAAAGAGGCAAAAAUCGAUCCAUCUGAAUUGAAUGCUGUUUCUUAUACCAAGGGUCCUGGAAUGGGAGCUCCGCUUUUAACUGGUGCUGUUGUUGCUCGUACUCUCGCCCAAUUGUGGAACAAACCACUGAUUGGAGUUAAUCAUUGUAUAGCACAUAUUGAAAUGGGUCGCCUUAUUACCGGUGCAAAAUCACCUAUUAUACUCUAUGUCAGCGGUGGUAAUACACAAAUCAUUGCUUUCGUUUCUGGUCGUUAUCGUAUUUUUGGUGAAACAAUUGACAUAGCAUUGGGAAACUGUUUUGACAGAUUUGCUCGUAUUGUCAAUCUCUCGAAUGAUCCUAGUCCAGGUUACAAUAUUGAACAGUUGGCAAAACAAGGAUCUAAAUUUUUCGAAUUACCUUAUUCAGUAAAAGGUAUGGAUGUGUCAUUUGCUGGAUUAUUAUCAUAUUUGGAAGAACGUGCUCCUAAACUCUUAGAAACAGGUGAAUAUACUGUAGCUGAUUUAUGCUUCAGUCUACAAGAAACAGCUUUUGCUAUGGUUGUUGAAAUCACUGAACGAGCUAUGGCACAUUGUAAUGCAAAGGAGGUUCUCAUUGUCGGUGGAGUUGGUUGCAAUGUUCGUUUACAAGAAAUGAUGGGUUGUAUGGCUGAAGAACGUGGUGCCAAAUUAUUUGCAACCGAUGAACGAUUUUGUAUUGAUAAUGGCGCCAUGAUAGCACACACUGCAUGUUUGAUGUUUAAUGCUGGUUUGCGUUUCCCUCUGAACGAUUCUAUCGUCUCUCAACGCUAUCGUACAGAUGCCGUCGAUGCAGUUUGGCGUGAUGACUGA